Physcomitrium patens is the source of this 1877-nucleotide messenger RNA. RefSeq names its product cysteine desulfurase 1, chloroplastic. The record is from RefSeq and is a predicted model, not a curated record. Lineage: Eukaryota; Viridiplantae; Streptophyta; Bryopsida; Funariales; Funariaceae. Gene Ontology annotation, molecular function: pyridoxal phosphate binding; cysteine desulfurase activity.
AAUUCGCAAGCCAAAGUAAUCAGUUUAUCUAGGAUUUGCCCUCCCAGAGCCCCACAAGGUGUGGCGUGGGCGUGAAUGCGAGGAGCUCUGUUGUCGCAAUUUGGGCAGCUAUGGCGUCGUCAGCUCAAUUGGGGUUUCGCCGCACGCUGGUCCUGCAUCAAGGUUUGGGCGCAGUGGAGAAGAGCGGCCUGGCCUCGUGCGCUGGAGUUAGUUUCGGCAAGCGAUUUGCGCCAGUGACGCUCAAUUGCCGGAGAAUUGGAGGCCGGUUUGCGGGAGCGGGUGUGGUGAAGUCUGUCGUUUCGGUGGAGAAUUACAUCACCGAGGCAUCGUCUCUCGGUGAGAUCACGAAAGGAGAUUUCCCUAUACUCGACCAGGAAGUGAACGGUUACAAGUUGGUUUACCUUGAUAAUGCCGCCACAUCUCAAAAACCUGCGUCUGUUCUUAAGGCUCUGCGGGAUUACUACGAGGGCUACAACGCAAAUGUGCAUCGUGGAAUCCACGCUUUGAGUGCGAAGGCUACGGAUGAAUACGAAUUGGCAAGGAAAAAGGUAGCGGACUUCAUCAACGCGCCCAGCGAUCGUGAGAUCGUCUUCACUCGCAAUGCCAGUGAGGCCAUCAACCUUGUCGCAUACACGUGGGGCCUCACCAACCUCAAGGAAGGUGAUGAGGUUGUUUUGAGCGUGGCUGAGCACCACAGCAACAUCGUACCUUGGCAGCUCGUAGCGCAGAAAACCGGGGCGAAGUUGAGAUUUGUGGAAUUAACACCUGAAGAAACUCUAGAUCUGGAGCAGCUCAAAGGCUUUUUAAAUGAACGUACCAAGCUGGUUACAACAUUUCAUGUCUCUAAUGUGUUAGGUUGUGUGAAUCCCAUUGCGGACAUUGUGCAAUGGUCACAUGCUGUGGGUGCGAAGGUUCUGGUAGACGCAUGCCAAAGCGUGCCGCACAUGCCUGUGGAUGUGCAGGGCUUGGGUGGCGACUUUUUAGUUGCAUCAUCUCACAAGAUGUGCGGACCCACGGGCAUGGGAUUUCUAUGGGGGACAACAGAAAUUCUUGAGUCAAUGCCACCAUUCCUAGGAGGAGGAGAGAUGAUCGUUGAUGUUUUUCUAGAUCGAUCUACUUACGCUAGCCCACCUUCACGUUUUGAAGCUGGCACACCUGCAAUUGGAGAAGCUAUUGGGUUAGGGGCAGCAUUGGACUACUUGAACAAGAUUGGAAUGGAUCGUGUACACAAAUACGAGAUGGAACUGUCAAAAUAUUUGUACGACAGUCUAUCAAAAGUCCCAGGCGUAAGGAUCUAUGGUCCUCCAGUAGGCCCUAAUGGUGAAAACCGUGCAUCUUUGUGUGCAUUUAAUGUGGAGGGUAUUCACGCUACGGAUCUAUCAACGUUCCUAGAUCAACAGCACGGGAUUGCUGUGCGAUCUGGUCACCACUGCACGCAACCUCUGCAUCGGCAUCUGGGCAUCAAUGCCAGUGCUCGAGCAAGCUUGUAUUUCUACAACACCACCGAUGAGGUUGACACAUUUAUCAAGGGCUUACAGGACACGAUUGAUUUUUUCACUGCAUUUAACGGAUGAGAUCAGGGUAGUUAGCAACAGAAUUUUGCAGAAACUUAUUCAGAACGAGGAUAUUUUUACGGACUUGACAUGUAAGUUGAUGUAACAUACAUGAAAUACACGACAGUAGAGUUUUUUUUUGUUUUAUUUUUAUGAUUAUUAUUAUUAUUAUUAUUACUUUUUAUAGUUUCUUUGUUUCAGGUUGCAGGUCACUGUUAUUUCCCUUAGCUUAGAGCAUCCUAGUUUUUUGUAUGCAGUUUGAAGCAUAUAAAUUGGAUUUGUUUAAACUUGGCAUUUCCUUAAUCAUACGUUUUUUUAAUGUUA